AUGGAUGCCUCGCUUCGUCCCCAGUUUUUCAUCUCUCGUCAAGAUGGUAGUCUUACGCCUCUCGUUGCUGUCGAUGAACUCCCUCCUCUUAUGUCAAUCCGUGGUGUUCCUCGCUUGUUAAGUCAGAAUGAGACCCAAGGGAUGACCAGUCUCGGUAGCGCGAAUCAUCGUGGCCAAUUCUACGUUGUCGACUGUUUUGCACAUGACACAGCUGAAGCAGUUACCACCGUGGGUGAUCAGAAGUCUCUGGCAGUCGGCUCCAAGAACUCCAAUUCUCGUCAGAAAGGAAAUCCUAAAAAAGAGUAUUGCUCUUUUUGGCUUCGCCAUGGAGAAUGCGAUUAUCAGCAACAAGGCUGCAUUUUCAAGCAUGAGAUGCCUCUCGACCCCGCUGUCCUUGAGAAGCUCGGUCUUAGGGACAUCCCUCGUUGGUAUCGUGAAAAACAUAUUGUCAAGAGCAUUGCAGCGAAUGUGGAGAACUCGCGAAUCCGGGCGAACCGCUCCAAUGUUCAAGCUCUAUUCCAUGGGGGAAAAAAAGACCACCCUUACGAGCAUAUCGCUAUCGGGACAUCCGGAGUUCCCUUGCAAGGACACAACCAGGCCCCUCAGAAUGGCCCAGGUACUGCGCAUGAUCAAGCUUGCCGAAUGAAUCUACUCCAGAGCCCUAGCAAAACUCAUUUAAAGCCUAUCGCUCCAACUGGGCGAACCGUCGGAAGUGGAGAACAGGCCACAGCUACUUUGGACGGGAUAUUUGGGCCACCCAAGCGGUUUGAUCUCGUUAACCAGAAUAAUUUGAAGGAUCUUCAGAAACCAAAUACCGCCAAUACCGCCGUCAAAUCUAAAGAUAACUUUGGACAGAUCGUCAAUGGUUUAAAUUCCAACCAGCCCUAUUCACUUCCUGUCACGGCAGCCGGCUUCUCUAGAAGCAAUAUCGCUCAGCCCAUCAAUGCCAACCUUUUCAACGGCUGUAGGGCCUUGAAUGGGAAUAUUGGCAACGACCUGGCUCCUCACCAGAAUGGAACAACUCCAACCUUGAAGCCGGGAACCCAAUCACCGUGGUCCUUGUACGAUGGGAAAGCCGAUUUUUCCGGGCUAUCCAUGUCGUUCGUUCCUCCAAAGCCAGUCAGCGAUUUAAGUGUUGGACAGGAGCACUUCACGAAGAAACAGCAAAAAUCUCGCCGUCUCUAUCAGCCUCUUAACGACCUCAACACUUUAAACAGUCAAGAUACCCUCACUACUAUCAACCGCUCUCCGAGUAACGAUAUUGAGCCGAAGUCCUUUUACCCUUUUGAGGCCGCAUGUCCUCAGGCACUAGACCAUGUUUACGCAACAAGCAAUGGUGCAAAUGCCGGAUCAUAUUCUUCGCCUGUUUCUUCGGAACGCAAUUCUUCCACGCACUCUACUACUUCCAGCUUUGAGAACGGAUGUACCAAAGUUUGCCCGGACAAUUUUUACUUUGAGCGUACUGCCAGCAUGACCAGCCGUAUCUUCGACAUCAACGGAGAGUGCGAUCUAUUCGAUUUGAGUCUCAACGAUGAUGUCCGGACUCAACGUCCAGCCUUUUAA
Molecule: messenger RNA, 1563 nt
Organism: Uncinocarpus reesii 1704
Lineage: Eukaryota; Fungi; Ascomycota; Eurotiomycetes; Onygenales; Onygenaceae
Exons: 3
Coding region: 1-1563 (520 amino acids)
Molecular function (GO): metal ion binding
Source: RefSeq, a predicted model, not a curated record